This is a messenger RNA of Vidua macroura (Pin-tailed whydah), 526 nucleotides long. Its product is annotated as feather keratin B-4-like. The record is from RefSeq and is a predicted model, not a curated record. Gene Ontology annotation, molecular function: structural constituent of cytoskeleton. NCBI's taxonomy places the organism in Eukaryota, Metazoa, Chordata, Aves, Passeriformes, Viduidae. Gene Ontology annotation, cellular component: intermediate filament.
AAACUGCCCCAAGGCCAUGGGACAAGGCAGUCGCCCCUCCACAACCAGCAUAAAAGCCAACCCAGAGCCUCUCUCCAUCACACACUUCUCCUGACGCCUUCUCCUCCUGCUCCUGCCAACAACCAGGUGAGCCCCAUGGCCUGCAACACCCUCUGCCAACCCUGCGGACCCACCCCGCUGGCCAACAGCUGCAACGAGCCCUGUGCCCUGCAAUGCCAGGAUUCCCGCGUCGUUAUCCAGCCUUCCCCUGUGCUGGUCACCCUGCCAGGACCCAUCAUGACCUCCUUCCCCCAGAACACCGCCGUCGGAUCCACCUCCUCGGCUGCCGUGGGCACUGAACUCAGUGUGCAGGGACAGCCCAUCUCUGGUGGAUUUGGUGGCUUCGGUGGCUACGGCCUUGGCUAUGGCCGUGGAUUUGGCUAUGGGCUGGGAGGCCUGGGCUGCUAUGGCAGAAGGGGCUAUGGCUACAACUGCUAAGGGCCCUCAGCACCACUCCUGACACCACCAGCUCUGGGCUCUGGCAACA